Molecule: messenger RNA, 1910 nt
Organism: Thermothelomyces thermophilus ATCC 42464
Lineage: Eukaryota; Fungi; Ascomycota; Sordariomycetes; Sordariales; Chaetomiaceae
Exons: 7
Coding region: 100-1737 (545 amino acids)
Biological process (GO): transmembrane transport
Cellular component (GO): membrane
Molecular function (GO): transmembrane transporter activity
Source: RefSeq, a predicted model, not a curated record
CUCCCUCCCUUAUUCCGAGAUUGAGCGCCAACUUGCCUCCGUGUAUACAAUCCACCACCCGAUUAAACAAGACGGGACAGGCCGCCCACAACAGUCGAGAUGGGACAAGACGCGAAGAUGAGGGGGGACGAGACGGGCAGCGCGGACGACAAGGUCGAGACGAUCAACGUGGAAGAUGCCAGGCUACAGAGGAUGCAGCCGCCUGAAUUCAUUAGGAACCUGACUCCUGAAGAACGGGCGCGCCUGGAGAAGGUGCUCAAGAGAAAAAUUGACCUUCGCCUCUUGCCGGCCAUCAUUAUCAUGUACAUCAUGAACUACAUUGACCGGUGGGUUAUUAGAUUAAUCUCCCCGUCAAAGAAGUUGAUAAAAAAAUGGGGGGUGAGAACUAACGCGGAGGUUGGCAAUCUGCUCAGCAACAACAUCGCCGCUGCUCGGCUUGCCGGGAAAGUCGGGCUUGAGGAGGACCUCAACCUGACAUCUACCGAGUUUCAGACCUCAGUCAGCAUUCUUUUCGUUGGAUACCUUCUGAUGCAGAUUCCUUCGAACCUGUUCCUCAACAAGUUUGGCAAACCGGCCAUCUACCUACCUGCUUGUAUGACCAUAUGGGGACUUAUCUCCGCGCUUACUGCCGUCUGCACCAAUGCCGCCGGUCUCAUGGCAAAUCGCUUCUUCCUCGGCAUCGUCGAGGCCGCGUACUUCCCCGGUUGCCUCUACUACCUUUCUUGCUGGUACACUCGCAAGGAGCUGGGCUUCCGCACCGCCGUCUUGUACUCGGGCGCUCUGAUCUCGGGCGCCUUCUCCGGUUUCAUCGCCGCGGGCGUGUCGUGGGGCAUGGACGGCGCCCGGGGGAUCGGGGCGUGGCGGUGGCUCUUCAUCAUCGAGGGUGCUGCUACCAUCGCAGUGGCGAUCGCUUGCAUGUUUGUGCUGCCCAAUUUUCCGCGGACUACUAAGUGGCUCACCGAAGAGGAGAGGACUUUGGCUGCGUGGCGCCUCCAGGAAGACAUUGGAGAGGACGAUUGGGUCAACAGCGAGGAGCAGACCUUCUGGCAGGGUGCCAAGAUGGCCUUCCUAGACCCCAAGACUUACAUCCUGACGGUCCUCCUGUUCUGCAUCGUCGCCAGCGGCACUGUGACCAACUUCUUCCCGACCGUCGUCAACACGCUGCAGGAAGGCGCUUUGGGGAACAAGGAGAACAAGAACAUCUCGUUGCUGCUGACCGCCCCUCCCUACGUGCUCGGCGUCAUCGUCACCUACCUCAACGCCACCCACGCCGACAAGACGGGCGAGCGCUACUGGCACAUCACGAUCCCCAUGUGGGUCGCCGUGAUUGCGUACAUCAUCGCCGCGACCACGACCAGCAUCGCGCCGCGCUAUCUGAGCAUGAUGCUCAUGGUCCCCUCGGUCUACUCGGGAUUCGUCGUCGGCCUCGCCUGGAUCAGCAACACGAUGCCGCGCCCGCCCGCCAAGCGCGCCGCCGCGCUGGCCUUCGUCAACGCCGUCAGCAACUGCAGCAGCAUCUACGCCUCGUACCUGUAUCCCAAGAGCGCCGACCCGCACUACACGGUCGCCAUGAUUGUCAACUGCUGCACCGCCUUCAUCGCCAUCUGCACGGCCACCGUGAUGCGUGUCGUCCUCGUCAGACUCAACAAGAAGCUGGACGCAGGUAUCUGGGUCGAGGGCGCCAUCAAUGCCGUUCCGGGUGAGGGGGCCGUCAACGGGUUCAGGUUUAAAGUCUAGGUCGAGCUAAGGGAGGGGUGGCCUUUGAUCUAGAAGGAUGUAUAUGGGGAAAGCAUAGAAUCCGAGUGCGAAUAGUGUCUGAAAGACGGAAUACAGGAUCAUCGCAGCAAGCUUGGCUACUCUACGAUGCAACAACACUUGCUGUAGGUCCUCCGUCACCAAAGCAUUCUGAG